GGCAGCGCGCAGGCGCGGCGCUGAUGGCGGAGGAGGCCGGCGGCGCCCCCGCCUAGGCCGGAGCAGCAUCCGCCGCCAUCCGCACGAAUUACCAGAGCUACAUCAGCUGAAACAACUCCGUUGCCAACAUGUUUCUGUACAACCUAACGUUGCAGCGUGCCACAGGCAUUAGCUUUGCUAUCCAUGGCAAUUUCUCAGGAACCAAACAACAAGAAAUUGUUGUUUCCCGGGGCAAGAUCCUGGAGUUGCUGCGCCCUGAUCCCAACACGGGGAAGGUUCACACGCUGCUGACCGUGGAGGUGUUUGGGGUCAUCCGCUCCCUCAUGGCCUUCAGGCUGACGGGGGGCACCAAGGAUUACAUCGUGGUGGGCAGCGACUCGGGGCGCAUCGUCAUCCUGGAGUACCAGCCCUCCAAGAACGUCUUCGAGAAGAUCCACCAGGAGACCUUUGGCAAGAGUGGCUGUCGCAGGAUCGUUCCAGGCCAGUACCUGGCUGUGGACCCAAAGGGCCGUGCUGUCAUGAUCAGUGCCAUUGAAAAGCAGAAGCUGGUGUAUAUCCUGAACAGGGAUGCUGCUGCUCGACUCACCAUCUCCUCCCCUCUGGAAGCCCACAAGGCCAAUACCUUGGUCUACCACGUGGUGGGAGUCGACGUGGGGUUUGAAAACCCAAUGUUUGCUUGUCUGGAAAUGGAUUAUGAGGAAGCAGACAACGAUCCAACAGGUGAAGCUGCAGCCAACACACAGCAGACAUUGACAUUUUAUGAACUGGACUUGGGUUUGAACCAUGUUGUCAGGAAAUACAGUGAGCCCCUGGAAGAGCAUGGCAACUUCCUCAUAACAGUUCCUGGUGGUUCUGAUGGCCCCAGUGGGGUGCUGAUCUGUUCUGAAAACUAUAUUACUUACAAAAACUUUGGUGACCAGCCUGAUAUCAGAUGCCCAAUUCCCAGGAGACGGAAUGACUUGGAUGAUCCAGAGAGGGGUAUGAUCUUUGUCUGCUCUGCAACACAUAAGACCAAGUCCAUGUUCUUCUUCCUGGCCCAGACAGAGCAGGGAGACAUCUUCAAAAUUACUCUGGAGACUGAUGAAGACAUGGUAACAGAGAUUCGACUGAAGUACUUUGACACUGUUCCUGUUGCUGCUGCCAUGUGUGUGCUGAAAACAGGAUUUCUCUUUGUGGCAUCUGAAUUUGGAAACCAUUACCUGUACCAGAUAGCUCACCUGGGGGAUGAUGAUGAGGAGCCAGAGUUUUCCUCUGCCAUGCCUCUUGAGGAAGGAGACACAUUCUUUUUCCAGCCCCGACCUCUGAAGAACCUGGUGCUGGUGGAUGAGUUGGACAGUUUGUCUCCUAUUCUGUGUUGUCAGAUAGCAGAUUUGGCCAAUGAAGACACACCCCAGUUGUAUGUGGCUUGUGGUCGGGGGCCCAGGUCAUCCCUGAGGGUUUUGAGACAUGGACUUGAGGUAUCUGAAAUGGCUGUCUCAGAGCUGCCUGGUAACCCCAAUGCUGUAUGGACUGUGAGGAGACAUGUUGAAGAUGAAUUUGAUGCCUACAUUAUCGUGUCCUUCGUUAAUGCCACACUGGUGCUGUCUAUCGGAGAGACUGUAGAGGAAGUGACUGACUCUGGAUUCCUGGGCACUACACCAACCUUGUCCUGCUCCCUUCUUGGUGAUGAUGCUUUGGUACAGGUUUAUCCAGAUGGGAUCCGGCACAUCCGAGCAGAUAAGAGAGUAAAUGAAUGGAAGACACCAGGGAAGAAAACCAUUGUAAAAUGUGCUGUGAACCAAAGACAAGUAGUCAUAGCACUGACUGGAGGAGAGCUGGUUUACUUUGAGAUGGACCCGUCAGGACAGCUGAAUGAGUACACAGAGAGAAAGGAGAUGUCUGCUGACGUCGUUUGCAUGAGCCUGGCCAACGUUCCCCCUGGGGAGCAGCGUUCCCGGUUCCUUGCUGUUGGACUGGUGGACAACACUGUCAGAAUUAUUUCACUUGACCCUUCAGAUUGUUUACAGCCCCUGAGUAUGCAGGCACUGCCUGCACAGCCCGAGUCGCUGUGCAUCGUGGAGAUGGGUGGCACAGAGAAGCAGGAUGAGCUGGGAGAGAGGGGCUCCAUUGGCUUUCUGUACCUGAACAUUGGACUGCAGAACGGUGUGCUGCUGCGGACCGUCCUGGACCCCGUCACCGGUGACCUGUCCGACACCAGGACCCGCUACCUCGGCUCCCGGCCCGUCAAACUCUUCCGUGUGCGCAUGCAAGGCCAGGAGGCGGUGCUGGCCAUGUCAAGCCGUUCCUGGCUUAGUUAUUCCUAUCAAUCACGCUUCCACCUGACUCCCCUGUCUUAUGAGACACUGGAGUUUGCAUCUGGUUUUGCUUCUGAGCAGUGCCCUGAGGGCAUUGUGGCCAUCUCCACAAACACAUUGAGGAUUUUGGCACUGGAGAAGCUGGGAGCAGUCUUCAACCAGGUUGCCUUCCCCUUGCAGUACACACCCCGAAAAUUUGUCAUUCACCCAGAGAGCAACAACCUGAUCAUCAUCGAGACAGACCACAACGCUUACACUGAGGCCACCAAGGCUCAGAGGAAGCAGCAAAUGGCUGAGGAAAUGGUGGAGGCUGCAGGUGAGGAUGAGAGGGAACUGGCUGCAGAGAUGGCUGCAGCCUUUCUGAAUGAGAAUCUUCCUGAGUCCAUCUUCGGUGCUCCCAAGGCAGGGAAUGGUCAGUGGGCCUCUGUUAUCAGAGUGAUGAACCCCAUCCAGGGAAAUACAUUAGAUCUGGUUCAGCUGGAGCAGAAUGAAGCUGCUUUCAGCGUGGCCGUGUGCCGCUUCUCCAACACGGGAGAUGAGUGGUACGUGCUGGUGGGAGUGGCCAAGGACCUGAUCCUGAACCCACGCUCAGUUGCUGGGGGGUUUGUCUACACAUACAAGCUGGUGAAUAGUGGUGAGAAGCUGGAGUUCCUGCACAAGACCCCUGUGGAGGAGGUUCCUGCAGCCAUUGCUCCAUUCCAAGGCCGAGUGUUAAUUGGAGUUGGGAAGCUGCUGCGUGUGUAUGACCUGGGCAAGAAGAAACUGCUUCGGAAAUGUGAGAACAAGCACAUUGCCAACUACAUCUGUGGGAUCCAAACCAUUGGGCACAGAGUGAUUGUUUCAGAUGUUCAGGAGAGUUUCAUCUGGGUGCGUUACAAAAGGAAUGAGAACCAGCUCAUUAUCUUUGCUGAUGACACUUACCCCCGGUGGGUCACCACAGCAACACUCCUGGAUUACGACACUGUGGCUGGGGCAGACAAGUUUGGUAACAUCUGUGUGGUGAGAUUGCCUCCCAACACCAAUGAUGAGGUAGAUGAGGAUCCCACAGGCAACAAAGCUCUCUGGGACAGGGGCCUGCUUAAUGGAGCAUCGCAGAAGGCUGAAGUGAUUAUGAAUUACCACGUGGGAGAAACGGUGCUUUCCUUGCAGAAGACCACACUGAUUCCAGGAGGCUCUGAAUCUCUUGUUUAUACAACCUUAUCAGGGGGAAUAGGAAUCUUGGUCCCUUUUACUUCCCAUGAGGAUCACGACUUCUUCCAGCACGUGGAAAUGCACUUACGGUCUGAGCACCCUCCUCUCUGUGGACGGGACCACCUCAGCUUCCGCUCCUACUACUUCCCAGUGAAGAACGUGAUUGAUGGGGACCUGUGUGAACAGUUCAACUCCAUGGAGCCCAACAAACAGAAGAAUGUGGCCGAGGAGCUGGACCGGACCCCACCCGAGGUGUCCAAGAAGCUGGAGGACAUCCGCACGCGCUACGCGUUCUGAGAGGCGGCUGGCAGGGGCAGAACUGCUCCUGGCUCCUCUGGGUGCUCCUCCAGGCACCAUCCAGAGGAGGAAUGUGUGGUUUUUUUCCCCCCCUUUUCAAAUAUUGGUUUGGUCCUCUUGGUUUGUGUUUCAAAGGAACGUGACUCCAGUAAAUACAGUAUCAGUUGUUAGGUUUCCCAACACAUCCCGCUGCCUAUGUGAAGGCUCCUGACAUUCCGGCUUCUGGCCAGAGCAGUUCUCUCUUGGGAAGUGCCCAAGCAGGGCCUCCAGCUGACCCUCAGCCCCAUCUCCUUGUCCUCCCUUUUGGAUGGAGGAGUCCCACAGGGUCUUGCUGAAAGUUCUGUAGGGCAGAUACAGCUGAUUGGGUCAAGUGGGGUUUGUGAUUUCCCAGCAUUUUAGGAAAGGAAAGGAGAGAGCUGUGGCAUGGUUCAGGAUUACCAGGCUCCUCUUUUAGUAGCCAGUGGUGAGCUGCUCUGGGCUUACACUAGUCCAGGGAGCAGCCAAGGGGAAGCUGGCUGUGGAGGGUGUAACUGUCACACUUGUCUUGAACGUUUUCUUCUGAAUUGCAAGGGGGUUUUUUGGACUCGCCAUUUCUGACUGUUUUCCCUGUAAAUAGAGUUUUGUACAAUGUUGACUCUCUUGGGGGUGGGGAAGAGCGAGGCCUGAGUCUGGGACUUGAUUUGUUUCAUAAUAACUUUGGCAAGAGAGUGUCUCCAAGCUGUGACUGUGAGCAGCACAUGAAGAAUAAAAGCCUGUUUUUUCACUA
This is a messenger RNA of Melospiza georgiana, 4548 nucleotides long. RefSeq names its product splicing factor 3b subunit 3 (gene SF3B3). The transcript has 26 exons. Gene Ontology annotation, cellular component: nucleus; U2 snRNP. The record is from RefSeq and is a predicted model, not a curated record. Gene Ontology annotation, molecular function: U2 snRNA binding; protein binding. Gene Ontology annotation, biological process: mRNA splicing, via spliceosome. NCBI's taxonomy places the organism in Eukaryota, Metazoa, Chordata, Aves, Passeriformes, Passerellidae. The coding region runs from base 129 to 3782 and encodes 1217 amino acids.